Thelazia callipaeda (thelaziosis nematode) is the source of this 408-nucleotide messenger RNA. The record is from the annotation of a GenBank genome assembly. Lineage: Eukaryota; Metazoa; Nematoda; Chromadorea; Rhabditida; Thelaziidae.
AUGAGUUUUCUGCUAAUUGCUGUUGUGAAUCUAACAAUUCUGCGUGUAUUUUCGGAGCCAUUAUGGAUAGAGACUGAAUUGCAAGAAUUUAGUUGGCUUGAAACUUGUGAUUUGAUCGCUACUUGCAUUAAACCUACCCUUCAAUUGCAUCUAUUCGAUACGUCAGAAAAAGAAGCUAUUUCAAAGAUUUUACCAUUAACUUUUGAUGAUAGAAAUAUUACAGGGAUUCAUUUGCUAUCAUAUUGGAAUAUAGGAAUGUCUGAUUCCAUUGCUUUAAUCAUAACUGUAAAUGGUAUUGAUCCCGAUUACAAUUUUCCUAGAAUAUGUGAUUCUACAUCUACUAUUUUUCCUUUUAAGUAUGAAGAAAAUAUUACACAGGCAAUUUUUUCUUCAUUGUUGGAUAGUUAG